AUGGACGACUCAUCUUCCAUCGAGUCACUUUCCGCCAUCCCCUACUCCUCGUCCGACUCGUCCUGCCUCUCCGUCGAGCAUGAGCCCUCCCGCCGACUCGAUCCUCCCGCAAGCCCUCUGACCCCCGUCUCGAGGGGCCUGCUGGCGUCGGAGCCCAGUUGCGAGGCUCUGUCGGCCCACGGCCGUCUCGACUCGUUCUCUCCACUACCCUCGCACCGUGUGUCCGUCCUCACACCGUCGGGCUCGCCCGGCUCUUCGGCAGAAGCCGUCGGCGACACCGGCCAGCAACGAAUUGCCAUCCGACUCCCCAACGAGAUGCCUCUCGGGCCGGUGAGUUGGACAGACACGGAGUGUGUGUGCACUUGUCCCCUUUAA
Protopolystoma xenopodis is the source of this 375-nucleotide messenger RNA. Lineage: Eukaryota; Metazoa; Platyhelminthes; Monogenea; Polystomatidea; Polystomatidae. The record is from the annotation of a GenBank genome assembly.